AUGGCGCAAGUAGAGAACGAACACGCGAGCGAUAACCCUCGAGAUGGCCUUCGAACAAACGCAGCGCACGCAACGAGCGAGACUACACACGCCUCAGAGACUCCACAUACCUCAGUAGUCCCUGAUCCCACGGACCUUCGCAUCAUCGGUCGUGGCACAUGCGGCACCAUUUACACGUCGACAAGUCGCUCUACAGUCGCAUACAAGAUUGGGCGGGAUAGAGACGGCCUGUGGAAUGAUAUACGGCUCACAGCCCGCGUCCAUCGGGCGUUGUCAGACCCUGACGUGGACGAGUGGUUCGCAUCCAAGCUCCAGGUGCCGGCCAUCAAGGGCUGGGUAGCAGAUGAAGCUAAAGAGUGCUUCUGGGCAGACUACGCGCGCUUUUUCCCGGAAUCUCACGCUAGAGAGACGACACCGUUCGUCUUUGCUCUUUCCCUUAUCCCCACGAUAGAUUCAGAGACUCGACAGGCUCUGCUCUGGCGUUACGACUUCACUACCUCAAGAGGCGCGGUACUUGCGAAUCCAGAGAACGAUUUCUGUCUUAUACGACCAUAUCUUGGACUGGCAACUCGCGAGGACGAGCCUUUGUGCAGAUCAGACAACCUCUGGAACUUUCCUUUUACAAGGGAGGACUUCAGGUCGUUCCCACUCGACAGCUCCUGGUAUUUUAAGCAGAUGGUGGAGGAAAUGGCCACUGGACUAGCCAUCAUACACUGGCAUGCUCACGUGGACGGAAUGGAUAUCGAGUUCGUACUCGGUGGAAGAGCUGAUUGGGACGAGACACACACCGAUAUCGUCGACGAUAUCGACACCUCUGGACCUUUCUGUUCCUCCCUACCGCAGCACGAAAUCACACUCGCAACCCAUGCUCCAGAUUCAGACUCUCUUAGUCACCGCUACCGUCGUGUGCGUCUCUACGUCCUCGACUUCGACAAAGCCUCGCCCGUUUCGUUUGAUCAGCCCGAAGCUGCCAUAGAGCGACUAGUCACAGCGGUGACCUGUAACGAUCCAUACUUCCCCGAUCCAAAUGCUACAUCGGGUGAUGACUUGAAGCUCUGGCAGGAUUUCAGGCGUGCAUAUUUGCGGACUGCCAAGUGGGUUUCGGAGAGUCUUGUAGAGAAGCACGGGAAGCGAGCUAGGAAGUGGCCAGCACGAUUCAUGGAUCAAUGGGAGAGGAAGGCAGGACAGCUGCUAGAGGGGAAAAAUGGCGAGUUCAUCGAGUUUGGGGAUUAA
Alternaria incomplexa is the source of this 1233-nucleotide messenger RNA. RefSeq lists its product as uncharacterized. The transcript has a single exon. The record is from RefSeq and is a predicted model, not a curated record. The coding region runs from base 1 to 1233 and encodes 410 amino acids. NCBI's taxonomy places the organism in Eukaryota, Fungi, Ascomycota, Dothideomycetes, Pleosporales, Pleosporaceae.